AUGAGACUAUUGAAGACGCUGUAUACAUGGACCACCUUCACUACGGUCUCCUGCACUGCUUUUUCUGUGUACAUGGCGCUUGUGGGUAAUCAGGUAUACAAGAUCAUGUUUCCAACGUUCUCAAAUAGCCUUAAUACGUUAGAUCCAUUGUGGGGAGAGGGACAGCCACUGGAUGUUACGUGCUACCUGUCUACACGCUCAAAGUGGGAUGCAUCCCAGGACUUUAUUGCAGGUGUAGUGCACGUUGGAUCCUUCAAGUCGCUCACUUUUAACUGGGAGAGCUCAAACUUCAGACGUUUGGACCUUAACAUUUCAAAGACUAUGUUGGCACAACUUACAAAUGACUCCAGUACCGUCAAUCAAGUGUGGGGUGCUUUGAAAAGUAAUUCGUCUGUGUUUUUACACGUCCACGUGACGCACGCUGGAUUUUCGCCCAAUCCACACGAUAGAGAGCUCUACGAUCAGUACAGAACCAUCCACCAGGCCUCCAAUCUUGUCAAAUAUGCUCCGAGACCGAAUGCGAAAAACACGAGCUUAUUGUUGUCUCCUGUGGCGCUGCAAAGUGAUUCUCAGGCGAGUACAUCUUAUGAAUCAUCGACGAUUUCUUAUUGGAAGCCGGCAGCAAAUGUGCGACUUGUGACAGAUUUUACGAAAUAUCCUGUGGAAGAGCUGCCAGUAAUGGUGUAUCAUAACUUACGCUACGUUCAGCACCCAACGGAUCAACGUUGGCGUUACUUACCAGCGCUAUACGUAGAUGAUUUGUCUCUGACGCAAGAUGAAUUAAUACCAUUGAACGCAACGCUGGAUGAUGGAAGUGGCGGGGAAGCUGUGCUUCCACUGUUGCUGUCAUGGUGUCCACUAUCAUUUGCCCGUUGGCAGAUGCAACUUACAUUUGCCACGGUUUUACUAUCGCAGGAACAAAUCGGUGUCCCCUCGAGUGACUUAGAUGCUCUUCGCUCUAUGGUGGCUGAUACACACCCCAUACUUUUGGCGGUGACGAUGAGUGUAUCGUUGCUACACUUACUCUUCGAUUGGCUCGCAUUCCGCCAUGAUGUGAGCUAUUGGCGCGCCAAAGGAGAAAACGUCGUUGGUAUUUCUCUUCGAGCUAUGGCGGCUGAAUUGGCUUCGCAAUGUGUAGUUUUGUUGUACCUUGUCGACCAAGAUUCGACUCUGCUUGUCACAGGCCCGCAGGUUAUCAGUGUUAUACUGCUUGUCUGGAAAGUUACCAAGGUGUGGCGGGCUCAGCGUAGGCAGCUUGAACUACGCUAUACGGCGAAAUCUAGUGGUGCCGCAGACAGAGCAAAACAAAUGGACAAGCACAGCCUUCGACUACUGCAGGAGACUCAACACGCUGACUCAUUGGCUACAUCCCACAUGUUUUUUGUGCUGGCGCCUCUGGCUGUUGGAUACGCUGUGUACUCGUUGAUGUAUGUCCCGCAUACUGGUUGGUACGCCUGGUUACUUGAGUCCCUCACCACAACGGUUUACGGGUUGGGUUUUGCUUUUAUGCUGCCACAGCUGGUCAUUAAUUAUCGACUUAAAUCCGUUGCUCACUUGCAGUGGCGCCUACUCGUCUACCGUGCACUCAACACGUUCAUCGACGAUUUGUUUGCUUUUGUUAUCAAAAUGCCGACGCUGCAUCGCAUCUCGUGUUUUCGCGACGACAUUGUAUUCAUCGUGUACCUGUAUCAGCGUUGGAUUUAUCCUGUUGAUGCUCAACGACUGGAGGACGUUGCAGACAGUGCUUCCACCUCACAGGACGCCUACAACAAGCCGCACAAUGAAUAA
Messenger RNA from Peronospora belbahrii, 1788 nucleotides. Lineage: Eukaryota; Oomycota; Peronosporomycetes; Peronosporales; Peronosporaceae. The record is from the annotation of a GenBank genome assembly.